UCCCGCAGGAACCAGCGGCAGCAUCUCUCAGGUAGUAAAGGGGCAGAUCCGAGGAGCAGAUACGAGCGUCUGCGUGGGGCUGCGUAGCUGCUCACACCCCCUCGGCUUCUCCAGCCUCUCGUCGCUCCCCUCCGAGCCUCGACUCCUCCUGGGGGAAAGGAAGGAAAAACCAUGGUGGCUAAAAACAGAAAACAGACCGGUAAGAGUCCGGCGACCCAGACUGACCGCGACCGGAUCCCGCUCGCUUCGCCCCCCGGCAAAAGUAGCGCUCGUCGCCCCGGCAGGGAGGGCAAAGCUUUCAACGGGUCUCAUCCGAACGGGCUCUCGGGCAUCGGGCACAAGCUGGGGCUGACUCCCGCCGCCGCGGCGAAGCUAGGCGUCACUCUCCUGCUCGCUGCUGUGGCUGGAUAUCUGCACUGGCAUCAUCUCUCCCAGCUCUUUGAGAAUGACAGGCACUUUUCACACCUGUCUAACCUGGAGAAGGAAAUGGCUUUCCGCACUGAAAUGGGUCUGUACUAUUCCUAUUACAAGACCAUCAUCGAGGCUCCUUCGUUCCUGGACGGCCUCCACAUGAUCAUGAAUGACCGGCUGACAGAGUAUCCGCUGGUCAUCAACACGCUGAAGAGGUUCAACCUCUAUCCUGAGGUGGUCCUGGCCAGCUGGUACCGGAUCUACACCGCAGUGAUGGGCUACUUCGGCAUCCCCACCAAGAUGUGCUGGUCCAUCAACAGAGGGGAGGGGCUGACGCCCGUGGACAGCUGUGAAGGCCUGGGCGAUCCGGCCUAUUUCUACGUGACCUGCGUCUUCCUGCUGAACGGCCUGAUGAUGAGUCUGUUCUUCGUCUACGGCGCCUACCUCAGCGGCAGCCGGCUGGGCGGAAUCGUCACCACGCUCUGCUUUUUCUUCAAUCAUGGCGAGAGUACUCGUGUGAUGUGGACUCCGCCGCUGAGGGAGAGCUUCGCCUACCCCUUUCUGGUCCUGCAGAUGCUCCUCCUCACCUACAUCCUACGAACGCGGAACCCGAGCAGGGCAGCGCUGGUCGCCCUGGGCGUCUCCAACCUGUGCUUCAUGCUGCCGUGGCAGUUCGCCCAGUUCGUGCUGCUCACACAGGUGGCCUCUCUGUUUGCGUCCUACAUCCUGGGCUACCUCGCUGCCGCCAAGAUGCAGUCCAUCCUCGUGACUCACAUGGUCACGCUCGGCGUCUGCUUCAUCCUGAUGUUCGGGAACUCCAUGCUCCUCACGUCCUUCUACGCCUCCUCGCUCGUCUCCAUCUGGUUGAUUAUUGCUCUGAGAGACAGAUUUGCUCAAGUCUUCAAGCCUGGACUCAUUAUCUGGGUCAUGCAGGGCCUGGCGUGGGUCGGCUCCACCGUUCUGCUGAAAUUCCUGCUGUCCACCGUCCUGGGAGCCUCUGAUGAUGCUCACAUCAGCGGACUCAUCAAGUCCAAGUUCACCAGCUACAACGACUUCCACACCCUGAUGUACACCUGCGCCGCCGAGUUCGACUUCAUGGAGAUGGAGUCCUUCAUAUUUACCUUGAAUUUCAUCUCACAGCGUUUUCCCUUUUUGCAAAGCCUCUUAAAUUCCGUUCACCUUACUCCUGUUCGUUACCUUAAAACGCUGCUGCUGCCCAUCAACGUCCUGGUCGUCGCUCUCAUUGCUGCGAAGACGGUCCAGGACGUCGUCCGAACCCUGAGGCUCGGAGGGGAAACCAAGAUGGACGACGCCGAUGAAGCCGCAGGGUCUGAAAUCGCUGCGAAGGGAGAGAUGGUGUACCACAGCCUGCAGCUGCUGGCCUUCACCGUCCUCGCCGUCCUCAUCAUGCGCCUCAAGCUCUUCCUGACGCCGCACAUGUGCAUCAUGGCGUCGCUGCUCUGCUCCAAGCAGCUGUUCGGCUGGAUCGGGGAGCGGUUCAGGCACCAGGCGGCGGUGGUGGCGGUGCUGGCCGUCAUGGCGCUGCAGGGGGUUUCCAACCUGCAGGCGCAGUGGGGGAUCAUCGGCGAGUUCAGCAACCUGCCGCAGGAGGAGCUGCUGGACUGGAUCCAGGACAACACCCCGGCCGAUUCUGUGUUUGCCGGCGCCAUGCCCACCAUGGCCAGCGUGAAGCUGUCCACCGGCCGGCCCAUCGUCAACCACCCGCACUACGAGGACGCCGGUCUGAGGGAGAGGACCAAGCUGGUGUACUCCAUGUACAGCCGCAUGUCGGGAGAGACGGUGAAGAGGAACCUGAUGAGGCUGGGAGUGGACUUCUUCGUUCUGGAGGACUCCUGGUGCACCCGGAGAACCAGGCCCGGCUGCAGCAUGCCGGAGAUCUGGGACAUCGAGGAUCCGCAGAACGCCGGUAAAGUGCCGCUCUGCUCGCACAUCACCAGGAACUCCCGGCCGCACUUCACCACCGUGUUCGCCAACGACAUUUACAAAGUGCUCCGAGUCCCCAAAGCCUCCAGAGAGCUCAGAUAACAUCUCUGGACCCAAACUUCUCCUCAUCUCUGAUCUGUUUGGUUCUUUUCUGCCGUUGCUGCAGUUUUUUUCCUCAUUCUCAGAAAUUUCAGUCGCCCAGAGAUUCAGUUUUUUCAUCGCGUGGUUCGGUCGACGGCGUCGAGACAUUUCUGCCAAGUUGUCGGAGUGGCCUCCCCCUGUUCUGUUGUUGACCUUGAAGGCUUUCCCAGUGACGCCGCCGUAGCUCCGCCUCCGUCUGGUUUUCAUUUCCAGCGAAGCGGAGGUUUGUCUGGCGGGAGCGAGCGGUGGCGCUGUCCUCACACUGUGAAGCAAUACUCCACCGGCGCCGGCUUCCUCCGCCUCCGCAGUGUUUUCAGUCGUUACACUUUCUAUAAUUUAUUUGUGUGAAAACUUUUAUGCAAACUCAACCGUGUUUUAAGAGUUUUUAGUCUUUUUUAAAUCCAUGCCAUUCAGCAUUACUGAUCUUGGACUGAAUUUGAGGUUUUGUUCUGGAUCCACUCGUAGUUUUGGGGCCAAACAUCGUAAACAAAGCCAAUAGAUUUGCUCCAAGCUGCCCGCCUACAGCAGGGUUUUUCCCCUGUUUUGUAAAAGGCCUUUGUUUUUGUACGACCUUUAAAAGGUUCUCUGUGCUUUUUUGAUUAUUGUCUGUUGCCAAAGGAAGUCUAGUGAUCGCAGCUGCGUUUUCAAGGGUGCCGUAGCAACAAGAGACGAUUUCUUAGUAAAACGAGAACCGUGUCAGUUCUGUGGCCGCCGACUCGUCGUAGCAGUGACUUUUAUGUGAAGAGUAGCAGUUCUUUCUGUUGCAGACGGUUUAGAAAAUAUGAUGAAUUGAUUGAGAUGAGAGUGCCUGUGUUGUGUGGCAGAAAAAUGACCAGUUUCCUGAUGAUGUUGGUGGUUUUCACGUUUUCAUGCUGGAUUGUCUUUUCUGGAGCAACCUCCCCUGUUGAUCCGACCUGGAGAUCGGUGUAACGUACUGCAGUCACCACGCAGGUAAACAACGAUCUGGAGCUGCAAAACGUCUUCAGUAUGAUGGUUAUGAUGUGAACUUCAUGGCAAAAAUCCCAUAAAAUAGUGAGCAGAACCUCAAAUAUUCAUUUUCACUAAAUAUUCUGAACACACCAACAAGCAUUUACCUCAUUUCCCAGACUGUAAGGCUCACUUGAUUUAUUUCCUGAUAAUGUGACGUGUGAAGAAGGGACUCUUAUAUCAUAAUAUAUGGGUAAACACCUUCUGCAACCUCUAGAUGUCGCUGUAUGACAACCGAAUGCUGCCUGUUUUUGUAAUGUUUACAAAGUCAAUCAAGUAAUUGUCAAUAACACUCUUAUCUCUCGCCUGAAAGAGGAUUUAAAAAAGAAACAACUAUGAGUAAAACUGGGAAAAGUAGUGAAAACCAUGAGACAUGGGAAGAAUGACAACAAAAACCCCUGAAAUGACUUUCAAAGAAAAAAAUUUGAAUGCGAGAAAAAAAACAUGCAAGGCUGGAUAUAAAGAUCCAAAUUAGUUAAAACAACUUAAAUGGAAAACUUUGGAUUUUCUGCGCAAUAACUUUAUUCAUUUCAUUGAUGAAAGCUGACAUAUUUUCCAGGUUAUUCAUUGUUGUUGGAGACUCUGUGCUAAUAAAGAAACUUUGACCUUCAUCAUCAGCCCAAAGAAAUACUGAAAACAGAGAAACUGCUGAAAUCAGGUACAUAAACGGAUCAGAUGUAAUGAAAUGUUCAUUAAAUGCAUGUCAGAUACAGAUUUUUUGAGAAUAUCAAAGCUUUAAAUGAAACCUCAGCAGCUGCGUUCGCCUCAUUUUCAAGGUUAAACGUGUUUUGUGGCUUCAGUUAAACCUGACUUGGUGAAAAGUCACUAAAAGGCUCUUCUGUUCAUAACGGUUACAGAAUGUGGGUAUCAUAAAAAAAAAAAAAAUGUCCUGCACUUAUUUUUCAUUACUUGUGACAGAUUUUUUUUUUUCUAGGGACAGAUUCGGCUUAUCGUCUAGAAAAUAUGGUAUCCAGGUCAACGAGCUUCAUGCAGUAAUAUUAAGUAUUGCAGUAUAGAUUCAUGAUCAGUCCCUGAAGCUGAAGCCGACAGUAUUAAUGUAGUUGUUAUAGCAGUCGCUCUUUUGAAUGUCAGUGUUCUUUCUUUCUCUUUCCUCCACCACUGACUGAUGCUUCUGAAAUAUUUAGGGUCAUCAUUUUAGCCACCUAUUAAAUCUCACACUUCUUUCCUUCUUAAAAUUCAGAGUUUGCAGAGCUCUGUCUGCGUCGAGCGUGGAAACACUGAUCUCCUUCUGUUUUCUGCAGUGUGUGUGUUUUUUUUUUUUUGACAUGUUGAUCUCGGUGUGGGGAAGUUUGCAGUGUGUCCUGUUUCCCUGAUGAGGCCAGAUCGAUCUGGUGAGGCUGUCUGCCCCCCUCUGGUGGAGCACAGGAAGUGCAUCCAGCAUGAAAACUCAGCUGCAGUGAUUUCCUCCCGGCUCGCUGAACAGACUGUGUACUCAUGUGAUGAAGACGAUCUGCUGGAUCCGUCUUCAUCACUGUGAGACAAACACGAGCGCGCUGCGGAUUCUCUCUGAAUGCUUUAAGCUCCGGUAUUUUCUCCAUCAGUAUUGGGCACGGGUUUGAUGGAGCUGAGGUUACAGAAGUGGUGAGAUGGCCUUUUGAAGACGUGGUUCUUGUGUCUGUUGGAAGACUGGCUGUGCUCGUCCGGUCUCGUCAGGACUGGAGCUGCUGUUACGGCGAAAAAACAAACACUUUGACAGGAACCGUUUUGUUCCCGUUGCAGCCCUCGGUGUGUUUCAGAUGUCUUUUAUAAUAUUUGUCUAUUUUGUCUGUAUUUUGAAAAAAAAUAAAGUAUUUGCCAUGAA
Messenger RNA from Salarias fasciatus (jewelled blenny), 5305 nucleotides. RefSeq names its product dpy-19-like 1, like (H. sapiens) (gene dpy19l1l). Gene Ontology annotation, molecular function: mannosyltransferase activity. The record is from RefSeq and is a predicted model, not a curated record. The coding region runs from base 172 to 2457 and encodes 761 amino acids. Gene Ontology annotation, cellular component: nuclear inner membrane. The transcript has 23 exons. Lineage: Eukaryota; Metazoa; Chordata; Actinopteri; Blenniiformes; Blenniidae.